CCACACACACACACACACACACACACACACACACACACACACUCCUGUUGGACAGCUGUUGGUAGUGGUUCGGCUGAGAACAGUUUUACGCACAGAGGAACUACCUGAGAACGCACUGACCGACACUGGCACAGAGAGGAGAGUUCCCCUCAUUCACUCCUGCUAUUUUCGCCCGGAAUAAUGCGUCUGCCUGUCGGCGACACAUUUUGAUUAUUUAUUCUGCAAGCUUUCAAUUAAAGGCAGAUACAUUUAUUCUUUGUCAAAAUGAAGGAAUUUGCUGCUUUUCUACACAUGUUCCUCGCUGCGCUACUCGUCGCCUGCGUCUCCACGACCAAGUUAAAUGUUCCCAGACUGAGACUGUCUUAUAAAGACCUACUGACCACCAACAGGUCAUCCGUCUUCAGCGGUCACCACGGUCAACUCUCCAUCACCGCCGUCUACUUAGACGAGUACCGCGACCGACUCUUCCUGGGAGGAAAAGACGUUCUCUACUCCCUAAUGCUGGGACCUGGCAGCAGUGAGUCCAAGGAGAUUAACUGGCCUCCUCUACCUGGCACCAGGGAGAACUGCAUAGAGACGGGGAAGGAGCAGUCGGAGUGUGCCAACUUCGUUCGCCUGCUGCAGCCCUACAAUCGAACUCAUCUCCUGGCCUGUGGCACCGGUGCCUUCCAGCCCAUGUGUACUUUCAUCAAUGUGGGCCACAGAGGAGAGCAUGUGUUCACAAUGGAUCCUAUGAGUGUGGAAAAUGGACGUGGAAAAGUCCCUCAUGACCCCAGCGUGCCCUUUGCCAGCACUUUCAUUGGCGGAGAGCUGUACACAGGUUUGACUGCAGAUUUCCUAGGAAGAGACUCUGUGAUCCUCAGAAGUAUGGGCGGUCGUGCCACCAUAAAAACUGAGACUGACGAGAAACUUCUCCACGACCCCAAGUUCAUUGCCGCUCAUCUGAUCCCAGACAACGACGACAGAGACGACGAUAAAGUCUAUUUCUUCUUCACUGAGAAAGCCACAGAGGCAGGAGACAGAGAGGGGGCCAUACACUCACGAGUGGGGCGAGUGUGUGCGAAUGAUGUUGGAGGCCAGAGAGUGCUGGUGAACAAGUGGAGCACGUUCAACAAAGCCAGACUGGUGUGUUCUGUGCCUGGACCUCAUGGCAUCGACACACACUUUAACCAACUGGGUGAGAUACAGGAACAUGCAUUAAUUAAUAAGCGCUACCCNNAUGUUUAUGCUAUUUUCAGCACAAUAAGCAAUGUGUUCCAAGGGUUUGCUGUCUGUGUUUACCGUAUGGCUGACAUCAGAGAAGCUUUCAAUGGACCAUUUGCCCAUAAGGAGGGUCCUGACUACCAGUGGGGGGCUUACGAAGGCCGGGUCCCUUAUCCAAGACCUGGAGUGUGUCCCAGUAAAAUCACCAACCAGCCUGGCAGAGAGUUCGGCAGCACGAAGGACUUCCCUGACUCAGUGCUGCACUUCGCCCGCAGCCACCCUCUCAUGUGGCGACCGGUGUAUCCGGCUCUGCGCCAACCCGUGCUGGUGAAGGCAAACAUUCCAUACAAGCUAAAACAAAUAGUGGUGGAUCGUGUGGAGGCAGAGGACGGGCAGUAUGACGUCAUGUUUAUAGGAACUGACGUUGGUACGGUGCUAAAGGUCAUCGCUCUGCGCAAUGGCAACAGUCUAGAGAUGGAAGAAGUCACUCUGGAGGAACUACAGGUCUUUAAAGUUCCAACUCCAAUUACAUCUAUGGAAAUUUCUGUGAAAAGGCAAGCUCUGUACGCAGGCUCUCCCACAGGUGUGGUGCAGAUGAAGCUUCACCGCUGUGAAACCUAUGGGAACGCCUGUGCUGAGUGCUGCUUGGCCCGAGACCCAUACUGCGCCUGGGAUGGAUCUUCAUGUGCGCGAUACAUUUCCAACAACAAACGUCGGUACCGCAGACAGGACAUCAGACAUGGGAACCCUGUGCUGCAGUGUAUGGAUAUGAACAUGGGGGAAGACUUUGACAUGGCUGAAGAGAAGGUGGUGUACGGGACGGAGAACAACAGCACCUUCCUGGAGUGUGUUCCCCGUUCUCCUCAGGCUACCGUAACCUGGUUUGUCCAACAACAGGACCACAAAGAAGAGGUGAAGCUGGAUGAUCAUGUGAUGACCACGGAGCAGGGACUUCUGUUUCGUCGUCUGUUGCGCCAAGAUCAAGGUUUAUACAUCUGCCGUUCCAGAGAGCACGGCUUCACACAGACCCUGGCCCGAUUUAACCUUGAAGUACUCCAGGGCGAGACUGUGGACGAGCUCAUGUCCCGUGAAAAUGCAGGCCAAUCCGACUCCUUCAAAGACAGAACCUCGGACACCUACAGAGCUUGGAUGCCGUGCAGCACCUACAGCAGAGGAGGCUCGCCGAGCCAAAUCGGCCAGUCUCGCACAUGGUUCAAAGACAUCAUGCAGCUGAUCGGACCGUCAAAGAUGCCUCAGGUGGAGGAAUACUGCGAGAGGAUGUGGUGCAAUGACAAGCUGAAAAGGAAACACAAGAGCAUGCUGGAGAAAUAUCGACAGGCGCAGGAGAGCGCCAGGAAAGCUCGGAGCAAGAACCCCGGAGAACGUAACCGGACGCCACGGGACCUACGUGCACGGGAGGAGUAAUGAGGAGAAAGGAGGAAAAGGAACAGAAGAAGGAAAUAAAAAAAGAAAAUUAAACUAUGGGGCAAGAUUGAUGGAGCCAUGAAAAAGGAACAAGAUCAGGCUCUAAGUAGAAACUUUGGCAGUUGAGUACGUAAUAAUUCUGACAGAAGUGUCUUUGCUUUGGCCACCAAACCUAAAAGAAUAGAUUUUAUAAAGUCAGUGUAUGUACGCUGUAGAUCUUGUGCUCGAGCUCGUUUGAACUUUUCCUCGCAGAAAUUCAUGGAUUUGGUUGGAUGUGAAAUGGCCCAAAUGGAAGGGAAAAAAAACCCUAAUGAAUUUGGUGAAUUUGUUCUUAUGCUGAUAACCAGGACACAGAAGACAAUCUGACAACUGAGUUUUCAAUCUUAUUUUUGUCAUUACAAAAUAUUCAUAAGUCAAUUUUUACUGAGAAACACUGUUCAAAUGAGACUUUGUGAACAACUGUAUGCAUGCCUGAGGAUGAGUGGAUCCUCUUCCUUAUCUCUUUUGCUUCUCCAUCUUCACUGACUCCUUCACCUUCAUCAUCCUUUCAUGAGAUUUUAAGCUACUUUUAUAGUAUUUCAUGUAAAAUACAUUGUUUUGGAAAACUGACAGAAAAACACAGGACUUGUAACUACCAUAUUUUAGAUGGUUGUUAACAGCUAUUGUGCAGUAAUGCAGUUUUGGCACAUACACAUACUAAUCCUCACUGUAGAAGUACUCACAUUUCACACACUGGAACAUUUCACUGACUCAAAGCUCCCAUUAAGACGACUG
This is a messenger RNA of Cynoglossus semilaevis (tongue sole), 3402 nucleotides long. It is a transcript of the gene sema3g, whose product is annotated as sema domain, immunoglobulin domain (Ig), short basic domain, secreted, (semaphorin) 3bl. Gene Ontology annotation, biological process: neural crest cell migration; axon guidance; semaphorin-plexin signaling pathway. NCBI's taxonomy places the organism in Eukaryota, Metazoa, Chordata, Actinopteri, Pleuronectiformes, Cynoglossidae. Gene Ontology annotation, molecular function: chemorepellent activity; semaphorin receptor binding. The record is from RefSeq and is a predicted model, not a curated record. The transcript has 16 exons. The coding region runs from base 265 to 2628 and encodes 787 amino acids. Gene Ontology annotation, cellular component: plasma membrane.